GAAUAAAUAACAUACCUCCUCGUAUAUCUUAUAUAGGACCGUUACUAUAUCACCUAUAUAAUUGACCAUUAAUUGCUUGUGUAAUUUGAUGUCAACACACCCCUUAUUUAUUUUUCACUGAAAACAACUCUACAUAGUUUUAGUUCGCAGAAGUUAGAACUAUGUCUUCUCAAGAACUUGAUCAUGGGAGCAAUAGUGUCCACUUUUUCAAGAUUAUUCUUCAAACUACCCUUCAACAAGGAAAAUUGAGAGUGCCUAUAAGUUUUGUGAGGAGGCAUUGGAAAGGAAUAACAAACCCAGUUACUCUAAGGCUUCCAAAUUCGACCGAAAAGAAAGUUUCUUGGGAGAAAACUAGUGAUUACGAUGUUUGGUUUUGUGAUGGUUGGAAAGAAUUUGCAAAUUAUUUGUCUUUGGGUGAUUCACAACUUUUGGUGUUCCAAUAUCAAGGAAAUUCUCUCUUUAAUGUGAUUGGAUUUGGAAAAUGCGGAUUAGAAAUAAAAUACCCUUUAAGAGAAACUAGUGAAGAAUAUGAAGAUGUGGAAGAAAGCGAUUGUUCUUUGAAAAUUACUGAGGAUCCUUCAUCAUCGCGGUUUAAAAAGACAAAAUCUCCAUCACAAUCUUCUAAAAUUUUUAAGAAGAUGAAAAUCAAUGCAAAAGAAUCUAAGCAUGCAGGAAGUAGCUGUGACAAUCUUAAGAAGAGAGGCUAUGAUUUGUAUGAAAAAGUGAUGACAAAUUUUGACUCUGAUAAGAACUUCUUCACAUGUAUUCUCCAAAAGACAUACAUUGAGAGAGAUCUCUUGGUAACAAACUACUCUUUAUCACUUUAUAAGUACUGA
This is a messenger RNA of Trifolium pratense (red clover), 836 nucleotides long. Its product is annotated as B3 domain-containing protein At1g49475-like. The transcript is spliced from 3 exons. Gene Ontology annotation, molecular function: DNA binding. The record is from RefSeq and is a predicted model, not a curated record. Bases 162 to 836 code for a protein of 224 amino acids. NCBI's taxonomy places the organism in Eukaryota, Viridiplantae, Streptophyta, Magnoliopsida, Fabales, Fabaceae.